Molecule: messenger RNA, 682 nt
Organism: Lactuca sativa (garden lettuce)
Lineage: Eukaryota; Viridiplantae; Streptophyta; Magnoliopsida; Asterales; Asteraceae
Product: large ribosomal subunit protein uL24z
Biological process (GO): translation
Cellular component (GO): large ribosomal subunit; ribosome
Molecular function (GO): structural constituent of ribosome; RNA binding
Source: RefSeq, a predicted model, not a curated record
AUUUCUUCUCUUCAAUCGCCGUUCAAUCUCUUCUUCCCCAAAACCCUAACGCCGUAGCAGAAGCAGAGAACAAUGAAGUACAACCCACGCGUCAGCAGCUCCCGCCGCAAAUGCCGCAAGGCUCACUUCUCUGCUCCGUCGAGCGUCCGCCGUGUGCUAAUGAGCGCACCCCUCUCCACCGACCUCCGAUCCAAGUACAACGCCCGAUCAAUCCCCGUCAGGAAAGACGACGAGGUCCAGGUCGUUAGGGGCACCUACAAGGGCCGUGAAGGUAAGGUGGUUCAGGUCUACCGUCGGAAGUGGGUUAUCCACAUCGAGCGGAUUACUCGUGAGAAGGUUAAUGGGCAAACUGUUAACGUCGGGAUUAACCCAUCGAAGGUGGUUGUCACUAAGCUAAAGCUUGAUAAGGAUAGGAAGUCGUUGCUUGAUCGUAAGGCGAAGGGUCGUGCUGCUGAUAAAUCGAAAGGGAAGUUUACUGUUGACGAUGUUGCUGCAGGUGAAUCUCUCCAGGAAAUCGAUUAGGUUAUGUUUUCUUCUUUGUUAGCUUAUGAAAUUCCCCUUUUUGAUAUGUUGUUUUGAUAUGAGAACUAUUUCUGCGAGUUACUGUUAUGCAUUUUUGCGAAUUAAACAGUUUGUUGCUUAGAUUUCUGGUUUUUAUGAAUUUGAUAUUGUUUUGUGGUUA